AUGGCGGAAUCCAAACCCGGCCCAACGCAAGCUUCACCCGAUAAGGAAGUAAAGGCACCUAAUUUGAUUGAAAGAGCGAAGGAAGAGAUUGGAGCAAUAAUGCACACUGAAAAAUCACAUAACGAUCACAAGGAAACUCAUGGCAUGCGCACGGAUAUUGAUGAAAAGACCCCACUAGACAAUGUCAAAGCUCCAAAUAUGUUUGAACGAGCGAAGGAGGAGUUUGAGGCUAUAGUUGAAGCAAUCCAUCCCAAGACAGAGUCUCCCACUCAUGGCAAAAGGGAUGAAAAAAAGGAGUCGAAAAAACAGGAGAAAACCGACUCUCAAUCAGAAAAUAAUGCCAAGACAACUAAUUUUAUUGGGAAAGCGAAGGAGAAGAUUGGAACGAUCAUGCACCAUGAGAAGUCACCAAAGCAUCAUGAUAAAGAAACUCAUGACAAGUCACCAAAGCAUCAUACUAAAGAAACUCAUGGAACGAGUGAUGACAUAGAUGCGAGUAUCCCAAUCGAUUAUGUUAAGGCUCCGAAUGUUUUUGAAAGAGCAAAGGAGGAAAUUGAGGCUAUUGUCCAAUCGAUUCAUCCCAAGAAAAAAGAGAAAAAUCCAGUUUCUUCACCCAAGAAGGAAGGUGGACUGUGA
Messenger RNA from Prunus armeniaca (apricot), 636 nucleotides. Lineage: Eukaryota; Viridiplantae; Streptophyta; Magnoliopsida; Rosales; Rosaceae. The record is from the annotation of a GenBank genome assembly.